AUUCCGUUUGGAAACCUAUUUCGAAGCGCACCAUGCACAAGUUCCGUCUGGAAACCUAUUUCGAAGUGCACCAUGUACAGGUUCCGUCUGGAAACUUAUUUCGGACGCACCAUGCACAAGUUCCGUCUGGAAACCUAUUUCGAAGUGCACCAUGCACAAGUUCCGUCUGGAAACUUAUUUCGAAGCGCACCAUGUACAAGCUCCGUCUGGAAACUUAUUUCGGAGCGUAUCAUGUACAAGUUCCGUCCGGAAACUUAUUUCGGAGUGCACCACGCCCGCAUUUUUGCACAACCAGUGCUGAAGAAAAGAAUUAUAAGCAACAUUAA
Paraglomus brasilianum is the source of this 326-nucleotide messenger RNA. The record is from the annotation of a GenBank genome assembly. NCBI's taxonomy places the organism in Eukaryota, Fungi, Glomeromycota, Glomeromycetes, Paraglomerales, Paraglomeraceae.